AUGGCUGCGAAACUGAUUGAGCGACGUUUCCAUAAUGUCUCAGGCAAACUUCGUGUUUCUGAGCUGCUCUUCGAUGUCCCUGUGGACUACAACAAGCCUGCUGGGGACACGCUGAGGCUCUUUGCACGAAGCAUCAGUCGCUUGAACAAACCCAUUGAGCCUGCUAAGGAAGAGGGCAAAGAAGCCAAGGAGGGCAAGCUUCCUUGGCUGGUCUAUCUUCAAGGUGGCCCUGGCUUUGGAUGUGGUGCCCCGCAGUCUUACCCCUGGGUCGAAUUCAUGCUCAGCAAGGGAUAUCAAGUGCUCUUUCUGGAUCAACGAGGCACUGGCCUCAGUUCGACUCUCACAGCGGGAACCCUUGCUCGUCAGGGAGAUGCAAUCAAGCAGGCCGAGUAUCUCAAGAACUUCCGUGCAGACAGCAUUGUCCGUGAUUGCGAAGCUAUCCGUGAUGUUCUGACACAGGACUAUCCGGCUGACCAGCGCCGGUGGAGUAUCCUUGGGCAAAGUUUCGGUGGCUUCUGUGCCGUGACUUACUUGUCAAAGUUGUAUGUUUUGAGACUCAUUGAUCUCCAUACUUGGAUCUUGAACACCUCGCUGAUAUCAUUUAACUUCCAGCCCGGAGGGCUUGAGAGAAGCUUUCCUUACUGGUGGCCUUCCCCCCUGACCAACGGGCCGGAUCCUGUCUAUGCGAAGACCUAUGAGAAGGUCAAGGAGAGGAACGAAGCUUACUACCAGAAGUUCCCCGAGGAUGUGGCCCGUGUUAAGAAUAUCAUGCAAUACCUGACCCAAAACAAGGUUGCAUUGCCAUCCGGGUUGCUCACUCCGGCUCGCUUCCAGCAACUAGGCAUCAUGUUCGGCUUCCACGACAUUGUUUUCAGAGUCUCAAACGAUCUGGAGAUGUUCGGAUUCCUUACUCUGCCUACUCUUUCCGUGAUUGACAGUAAUGGCGGUAUGGACAAAAAUAUCAUUUAUGCCAUUCUGCAUGAAUCAAUCUACUGCCAAGGAAAGCCGUCGCUCUGGGCUGCAGACAGGCUGCGCGCUAGUAACCCGCAAUUCCAGAUCAAUGACUCGUUGUCCGAGAUCUACUUCACCGGCGAGAUGGUCUUCAAGGAUAUGUUCGAGUCUUACUCAGAACUCUCAAAGCUCAAAGAAGCAGCUGAAAUCCUGGCUACAACAGACGAAUGGCCGGACCUAUAUGACGAGGCUCAACUGGCCAAAAACAAGGUGCCAGUCUAUGCUGCAACCUACAUCGACGACAUGUAUGUUCACUUUGACCUGGCCACAGCCACUGCUGCCAAGAUCAAGAACUCCAAGCAGUUUAUAACCAACACCAUGUAUCACGAUGCGCUGCGCAGCAGGUCGGGUGAGGUUAUGCGUCAGCUCUUUAACUUGAGAGAGGACACAAUCGAUUAG
This is a messenger RNA of Penicillium psychrosexuale, 1410 nucleotides long. Its product is annotated as proline iminopeptidase. The transcript has 7 exons. Gene Ontology annotation, biological process: proteolysis. The record is from RefSeq and is a predicted model, not a curated record. Gene Ontology annotation, molecular function: peptidase activity. NCBI's taxonomy places the organism in Eukaryota, Fungi, Ascomycota, Eurotiomycetes, Eurotiales, Aspergillaceae. The coding region runs from base 1 to 1410 and encodes 469 amino acids.